AUUGAAACCUGGGCAGGUUCUCGUGCAUUCAAGAUCAUCGAUCUUGGAGCUGCAGCAGAUCUCAGAGUGGGCAUUAACUACAUUCCAAAGGAGUUUCUCCUAGAUCCCAGAUAUGCAGCACCCGAGCAAUACAUCAUGAGCACACAAACUCCAUCUGCUCCUUCCGCACCUGUCGCCACUGCACUUUCACCAGUUCUAUGGCAGAUGAAUUUGCCAGAUAGGUUUGAUAUCUACAGUAUAGGCCUCAUCUUCCUUCAGAUGGCAUUCCCAUCCUUGCGUUCAGACAGCAGUCUUAUCCAGUUUAACCGUCAGCUCAAAAGAUGCGAGUAUGACUUAAAUGCGUGGAGAAAGCUGGUGGAGGCCCGAGCAAGCCCUGAUCUCCGAAAAGGGUUCGAGUUAUUAGAUUUAGAUGGUGGGAUCGGAUGGGAACUACUGACAUCGAUGGUCAGAUACAAAGCCAGACAAAGAAUUAGCGCGAAAGCAGCUCUAGCUCACCCGUACUUUGAUAGAGAAGGGUUACUUGCAUUGUCCUUCAUGCAGAACAUGAGGCUUCAGUUCUUUAGGGCUACCCAACAAGAUUACAGUGAAACUGCGAACUGGGUUAUUCAGUUAAUGGCGAAAUCUGGAACAGAGAAAGACGGUGGCUUUACAGAAGCACAGCUACAGGAGCUUAGGGUUUGUGAUCUAUCUUCACUUCUACGUGUCGACGUGGCAUUUGCUAUGGCAAAGUAA
Tarenaya hassleriana is the source of this 732-nucleotide messenger RNA. Its product is annotated as serine/threonine-protein kinase STN7, chloroplastic-like. Gene Ontology annotation, molecular function: ATP binding; protein kinase activity. The annotation marks the transcript as partial. The record is from RefSeq and is a predicted model, not a curated record. Lineage: Eukaryota; Viridiplantae; Streptophyta; Magnoliopsida; Brassicales; Cleomaceae. The transcript has 5 exons. Gene Ontology annotation, biological process: protein phosphorylation.